This is a messenger RNA of Diaporthe citri, 1800 nucleotides long. RefSeq lists its product as uncharacterized. The record is from RefSeq and is a predicted model, not a curated record. The coding region runs from base 1 to 1800 and encodes 599 amino acids. NCBI's taxonomy places the organism in Eukaryota, Fungi, Ascomycota, Sordariomycetes, Diaporthales, Diaporthaceae. The transcript has 2 exons.
AUGGCCAGCCAGGAAUCUCUCGGUCCAGUUCCCACCGCGACGGGGUGUAGAUUCUACGAAUACCAGCCGCUUCCGCUGAACGAUGAGUACAUUCGCCAGCUGAUCCUGGGCCCAGGCCAAGGCAAUGACCCCUUGAGCGGCAGCCUGGUGACAACCAAGCUCCCGGAUGCGCCUGGGUUCGAAGCCAUCUCCUACGUAUGGGGUGCGAGUAUUCGGGAUCGGUGGAUUGUCAUCGAUGGUAGACAACUCCCUAUCACAACGAGCAUGGAGGACGCCCUGCGACAUGCAAGGAUGUCAGACAAGCAGCGGACUCUAUGGGCCGACUCGAUCUGCAUGAAUCAAGAGGACAACGUCGAGAAGGCUCACCAGGUCACCAUGAUGGGUCGAAUCUACGCGAGAUCGAGUCGCACGUUAAUAUGCCUCGGCCUCGAUCCGCAAUCUCGACAAUACUCCCGAGACGUGGUUGCUUUGGUCGACGGCGUGAACAACAUGAUGGACCGGACUUUUGCCAGCCCGGAGUUUUCGUGGGACUGGGAGAGUUUUCCGUUCCCCCGAGAGGAUGAGCCAUUGCUUCAUGAUGAGAAAUGGAUCUCAUGGGAGAAAUUAGGAAAGUGUGACUGGUUCAGGAGGGGCUGGGUCGUGCAGGAAGCAGCAUUAGCACGUGAGGCUGUCGUCCUCUGGGCCGACGCUGAGAUACAGUGGAUCAGUAUUCUCCGAACUUAUGAAUGGCUCGUGCAGCGUGUGCUAAAUGCUGCCCGGACGUUGGAUGUAUCGGAGCCCAAAGACGGCAUCUACGCAUUUAUGUCGAUGCCAACUUCAGACAAAGUGUUCGCUGAUUUGGAUAUAAAGCCGGACUACAGAAAGGAUAUAUCGCACCUGGACGUCUAUCGAGACUUUGCUGUCAGAUACUUGCACAAGACCCGGGACCUGGAUCUUCUGAGCUAUGUUGAACACGGAGACAGUGAUUUGGACAAUGGAGACGAGGCUGAUGGGUUGCAGCUCUCCUCCUUGUUCCUGUCCUUCCCGUCAUGGAUCCCGCGCUGGGAUCGUGGGCUCCCACUUAUACGUGGGGUUGCAUACUGGCUCAAUGUCACAGUUCCAAAGAUUGAAAUUAACAGCAACUUUACGUCGAAUACACCAACUAUAAACGGGGGGUCCAUCAUCCAAGCGAAUGCCAUUAUUCUCGAUUCUAUUCAAUACGUCUCCAAAAUAGUCUCAUGGUCAGAUACGCGUAACGCACCAGAAUAUAUUCAAGAGGUGGUUUCACUCUGGAGAGAAGUCGCGCCGCAGUCCACCAAGUAUCCCGGACCACAUCAGGACACCGCCUUGAAUAAAUCCCUGGCCUUCCUAACCGCACUUUGUCGGAGCUUUUUCGACGGUGAAUACGACGAGUUCUGGGAGUCGCUCAAGGCAUUUGCACGGCUUCUCCAAGACGACCGGCCAACGAGUUCCAUCGAAACAUAUCUCAGGAAUAAAGAGGCCCGGCGCAUCUCGACAUUCGCGAUCAAGUCUUCACAAAGUCGACGGUUCAUCCUGCUAAGUCGUGGCCACUACGGAAUUGCGCCUAGGACCACCCGUAGUGGUGAUACAUGCGCCGUCAUCCCUGGCACACGAUUCCCGUUUAUCCUUCGAAAAGUGGCCAGCAAAGAGGAUCAUUAUCUAGUGGUUGGACGUGCGUAUGUUCAGAGCAAGACAUGUUCUCCGACUCAGACUGGCCAUCCUUUGCCGCUGGCCCGGUCGGACAAAAGCAGAGACUGGGAGGACUGGGGUCUGCAGACUCAACGCAUUUCCCUCUGCUAA